Messenger RNA from Helianthus annuus (common sunflower), 726 nucleotides. Its product is annotated as protein MIZU-KUSSEI 1. Gene Ontology annotation, biological process: hydrotropism. Bases 1 to 726 code for a protein of 241 amino acids. Lineage: Eukaryota; Viridiplantae; Streptophyta; Magnoliopsida; Asterales; Asteraceae. The transcript has a single exon. The record is from RefSeq and is a predicted model, not a curated record.
AUGGCCUAUCCCCCGGUAGCUCCGGCCAACUUUACCACCGUGGAAUGCCAUAAACAAGUCCGUUCAUGGCGGCUUCUUCGGUCGGUCAUGGAACUCCUCAUCCAAGUUUGCACUUGCACCCUUGUCCAACAAGAAUACAACGACAACGACAACAACAACAACCAUCUAAUACACCCUUACCACCACCCCAAAUCAUCAUCUCUAGUCUUCCCAACCACCGCCACCAAUAUCACCGGCACCAUCUUCGGUUCACGGACCGGAAAAGUUAACUUUUGUAUCCAAACAAACCCUAAAUCUCAAACCCCUAUUCUCCUCCUUGAACUCACCAUAUCCACCACAUUUUUAGCCCGUGAAAUGAAAAAUGGCAACCUAAGAAUAGCCCUUGAGUGCUCACAUGAACUUGAUCAAUCUUCUCGUGAUCAUAAAUCUUUAUUAUCCAUGCCAUUAUGGACCAUGCAUUGUAACGGAAGAAAAGUAGGGUUUGCAUACAAGAGACAGCCAUCAGCAACCGAUAUCAAGGUUCUAAAACACAUGGAAACCGUGCAUGUUGGCGCAGGGAUUGUUAAGGCGAAAGACGUUAAACGAGGAGAUGAUCUAAUGUACCUAAGGGGAAACUUCAAUAGGGUUAGUGGUAAAUCUAUGAAUCUAUCGGAAACCUUCCAUUUGAUUGACCCAGAUGGUAAUCUUGGUCAGGAACUUAGUAUAUUCUUUUUCCGACGAAACUAG